AUGUGUUCCUUUCGUCCCUGCUGGGCCUGCUGCUGUCUGCUCCUCUUCUUCUCCCUGGAAGUCCAGGGGUCCCCAAAGCCUCCCAGCGCUGCCCCCGAGCAAGUGCACUUGUCCUACUCAGGUGAGCCAGGCUCCAUGACUGUAACCUGGACCACAUGGGUCCCAGUGCCCUCUGAAGUGCAGUAUGGGCUGCAGCCUUCUGGGCCCCUGCCCUUCCAGGCUCGGGGCACCUUCAGCCCCUUUGUGGAUGGGGGCAUUCUCCGGCGGAAGCUCUACAUACACCGAGUCUCCCUGCAGGGGCUGCUGCCAGGGGUCCAGUAUGUUUACCGCUGUGGCAGUGCUCAGGGCUGGAGCCGUCGCUUCCGUUUCCGGGCCUUGAAGAACGGACCCCACUGGAGCCCGCGCCUAGCUGUGUUUGGGGAUCUGGGGGCCGACAACCCGAGGGCCCUCCCCCGACUGCGCCGGGACACCCAGCAGGGCAUGUACGACGCUGUUCUUCAUGUGGGAGACUUCGCCUAUAACAUGGAUCAGGACAAUGCACGUGUUGGGGACAGGUUCAUGAAACUCAUCGAACCCGUGGCUGCCAGCCUGCCCUACAUGACCUGCCCUGGGAAUCACGAGGAACGCUACAACUUCUCCAACUACAAAGCGCGCUUCAGCAUGCCGGGGAACACCGAAGGCCUGUGGUACAGCUGGGAUCUGGGACCCGCACACAUCAUCUCCUUCUCCACCGAGGUAUAUUUCUUCCUCCAUUAUGGCCGCCAUCUGGUAGAGAGACAGUUUCACUGGCUGGAGAGCGACCUCCAGAAAGCCAAUAAGAACCGGGCAGUCCGGCCGUGGAUCAUCACCAUGGGCCACCGGCCCAUGUACUGCUCCAAUGCUGACCUGGAUGACUGUACCUGGCAUGAAAGCAAGGUUCGCAAAGGCCUCCGUGGCAAAUUCUAUGGGUUGGAGGAUCUUUUUUACAAAUAUGGGGUCGACCUGGAGCUGUGGGCCCAUGAGCACUCAUAUGAACGCCUGUGGCCGAUUUACAACUACCAGGUACUUAAUGGCAGCCAAGAGAUGCCCUACACCCACCCUCGAGGCCCUGUCCACAUCAUCACAGGAUCCGCCGGCUGUGAGGAGCUGCUCACCCCCUUCACCCUCUUCCCGCGGCCCUGGAGCGCCCUGCGUGUGAAAGAGUAUGGGUACACACGGCUGAAUAUUCUCAAUGGGACCCAUGUCCACAUCCAGCAGGUGUCUGAUGACCAGGAUGGGAAGAUUGUGGACGACGUCUGGGUGGUGAGACCCCUGCUUGGCCGGACGAUGUACCUGUAG
Molecule: messenger RNA, 1317 nt
Organism: Budorcas taxicolor (takin)
Lineage: Eukaryota; Metazoa; Chordata; Mammalia; Artiodactyla; Bovidae
Gene: ACP7
Product: acid phosphatase 7, tartrate resistant (putative)
Exons: 12
Coding region: 1-1317 (438 amino acids)
Molecular function (GO): acid phosphatase activity; metal ion binding
Source: RefSeq, a predicted model, not a curated record